UACCCAAAAAAAAAAAGUGAAAAGAAAAAAAAAAACAAACAAUACGAGUAAUAAUUAUAACCAAAUAUUUCAAUCGUCACCUUCGUCUUCAAUCCCCACCCCUCUCUCUUUCUCUCUAUUUCCAAACAAAAAAAAAAAACACACACACACACACAACACAUGUGACCUUAGCAACGAAACAUCACCACAAUAUCACCAACUCCAAUCCACACACACACACACUUUAUUCGUGUUGUGAUUUUUGCUUUCAUAAUUAAAAAAAUUAAUUCCAUCCAUGACGACGUACAACAAAUUAAAAUCUUAUUUGAAAACAUUAAAUACAAUGAAAAAAACAAACAUAUAUUUCAUGCUGUUUGUGAUAAUCCUAUGUUCAUCUUCUUAUCUAUUUGGUAACUAUAAACUCACCGGAAUCACUCCAACCACCAACUUCCGUCAUUGCGCCACCCAAACAAACACCACCGCCGCCGCCGUCAUCACAACCCCAUCGCUUGAUUUCACUGCACACCACCUAGCAGAUGACCUUCCCCUCCCGCUUCCCGUGGCGCGUGUAUCCCACUUCCCACCUUGUCAACCCAAGUUCAGCGAGUACACGCCGUGCGAAGACGUUGACCGCUCCUUGAAGUUUGACCGGGUAAGACUUGUGUAUAGGGAAAGACACUGUCCGGAGAAAGACGAGGUUCUCAAGUGUAGGAUUCCGGCUCCGUACGGUUACAGGCAACCGUUCCGGUGGCCGGAAAGCCGUGACGCUGCGUGGUUUGCCAACGUGCCGCAUAAGCAUUUGACUGUCGAGAAGGCAGGGCAGAAUUGGGUAAGGUUUAAAGGUGACCGGUUUAGUUUCCCCGGUGGUGGUACUAUGUUUCCGAACGGUGCCGGAGCGUAUAUCGAUGAUAUCGGGAAGUUGAUCAAUCUCUGGGAUGGGUCUAUCCGGACCGCCAUUGAUACUGGCUGUGGGGUUGCUAGUUUCGGAGCUUACCUUUUAUCAAGGAACAUCUUAACUAUGUCAUUUGCACCAAAAGACACGCAUAUAGCUCAAGUACAAUUUGCACUCGAGCGAGGAGUUCCUGCUUUGAUUGGCAUUCUUGCUUCGAUCCGGUUACCUUUCCCUUCUCGAGCUUUUGACAUGGCACAUUGUUCUCGUUGUCUCAUUCCAUGGGGCCAAUAUGAUGGUGUGUAUUUGAUUGAAGUCGAUAGAGUUUUACGCCCCGGAGGAUAUUGGAUCCUUUCAGGCCCUCCUAUCAACUGGGAGAAACAUUGGAGGGGUUGGGAGAAUACAAGGGAACAUUUUAAAGGCCAACAAGACAUGAUCGAAGGUGUGGCAAAGAGUCUUUGUUGGAAAAAGAUCAUUCAAAAGGGCGAUAUUGCCAUUUGGCAAAAACCUACAAAUCAUGCUCAUUGCAAAAUCAAUCGUAAAGUCUUCAAGAAGCCUCAGUUUUGCCAAGAUCAAGAUCCUGACAGGGCAUGGUAUACUAAGAUGGAGACAUGUUUAACUCAACUACCAGAUGUUUCAAAUAUCAGAGAAACAUCCGGUGGUGGGCCAGUGGCUAAAUGGCCCGAGAGAUUAACUUCAACCCCACCACGAAUCAUUAGUGGUAGUGUGGGAGAAAUCACAGAAGAGAUUUUUAAAAGCGAUACAGAUCUCUGGAAGAAGAGGUUAUCACGUUACAAAACUCUAGACAGCCAAUUGGCAGAGAAAGGGAGGUAUCGUAACUUAUUAGAUAUGAAUUCUUACUUAGGAGGUUUUGCUGCCGCACUUGUUCUCGAUAAGGACCCAGUGUGGGUCAUGAACGUUGUACCCGUCGAGGCAGAUGUGAACACUCUUGGAGUUAUAUACGAACGUGGAUCGAUUGGAACUUAUCAAAAUUGGUGUGAGGCUGUGUCUACUUAUCCACGAACAUAUGACUUCAUUCAUGCAGAUGCCAUAUUUACUUUAUAUAAAGACAAAUGUGAAAUGGAGGACAUAUUGUUGGAAAUGGACAGGAUAUUGAGACCACAGGGAAGUGUGAUAAUUCGAGACGAUGUGGAUUUAUUGGUCAAUGCAAAAACUAUUGUUGAUGAACUUCAAUGGGAAACUAGAUUGGUUGACCAUGAAGAUGGGCCGCUAGAGCGAGAAAAACUUCUCAUUGCUACAAAGCAAUAUUGGACGGCCCCAGCCCCAAACCAUGAUCAGUAAUUAAUGGGUACAAUUUCAAAUUUUAUUGAUCCCAGCUAAUAAGUAUAUCAGAAUGGAAAAAGGGGGAAUAUAUUUUUUUUUUGGGGGGGAAUUGUAAAGGACAUGUUAAAUUGUGAUACUAUAACAUAAAUAUAUAGUAAUUUUAUUUUUUCAUUUAAA
Molecule: messenger RNA, 2329 nt
Organism: Erigeron canadensis
Lineage: Eukaryota; Viridiplantae; Streptophyta; Magnoliopsida; Asterales; Asteraceae
Product: probable methyltransferase PMT15
Exons: 6
Coding region: 275-2170 (631 amino acids)
Cellular component (GO): endosome; trans-Golgi network; cytoplasm
Molecular function (GO): methyltransferase activity
Source: RefSeq, a predicted model, not a curated record